AUGCGGUACCAAAUAUCAACUUUGGCAACAAAGCUUGCUGCUAUUGCUGUAGCUUUUAUCAUGCCUCAGGCUUUCAGGUGCACUGUAAUGGUUCCUGAGCACGCUGUCCUGGCUGCUGGUUUAAUUUUCCAGAAAUGGGUUCUGGAGCAAGCGAAGUACACCAAGGAUGCUAUCUCGCAGUACUACCGGUUCAUCUGGAAUCUCUUCUAUGCUGAAUAUAUAUUGUUCCCGUUAAUAUAG
Miscanthus lutarioriparius is the source of this 240-nucleotide messenger RNA. The record is from the annotation of a GenBank genome assembly. NCBI's taxonomy places the organism in Eukaryota, Viridiplantae, Streptophyta, Magnoliopsida, Poales, Poaceae.